UCAGGAUGACCCCAAUCUACCCGUUGACCGAACUCCUCAUCUGGGUGACCAUCUUCCUGCUUCUGCUCAGGCUUCUGGGUAGGACUCUGCUCCAGGACACACAAAGCAGCCAAUAUGAGCCGAAGACCCGGAAAGACAAACUCUGCCUCUCGGGUCAUCGGAGAUCCAGACAGAGAUGCAGCCCACGAAGAGCUUGGAGACCCUUACCGGGAAGAGAUGAUGACAAUCUUCGGAAGGUCUUGUCACCCCUGAGAAGGCUGGGCUGGAGGUUGAAGGAAAACAUGCAGCAGCAUCUGCUUUGUGACGACAGCCUGGCUUGCGAUACCUGCGCCCACCUGGCCCAGCAAUUCCAGCACAUGUUCUCGGCGGAAAACAUAUCCAUCCUUGGGCUCUCAUCAACCCUCUCUUACCAAGAGGAGACCAGUGCCUCUUCCUGCCGGGGCCUGAGAUCCGACACUUCCCGGCACGGGGAGACUGCCGAGGAAUCUAACAUCUCCACCCACUUCCUGACCUCUGCCUCCUCCUUCUCCUCCUCCUCCCUGUCCUCCUUCUCCUCCACUUCCUCCUCCUUGUCCUCGGGAAGCUCCUUCAGAUGGGCAGCCGCCCAUCCCCCCUCCCGGGUCCCUUCCGAACAAGAAGUGACCCCACACGGACAGCGGAGAAUAAGGUUCGAUCAGAAGCAGGAGGUUGCUUCCUCCCACUCUUCAGGCCUUGUGAAGACCAAGGGCUGGGAGAAGGGAUCCCAAAAGAGAGAGUUCGAGGAGAUUCCUGCUCCUGCAGGCCGGGACAGAGAGGGGCACUUUUCUUCCGAGGGGCACGCAGGCCCCAAGGCCUUCCGUGGGGUGCCCAGUCUGCUGUUCAAAGUCAAGCAGAAGCUGGAGCUCCACCUCCAGAAAAUGCUGAUUAGGCAGCAGUGUGGGCUGCCUGAGAGGGUCCUUAGGUCCAGAAGCCAGCUCGGACCCCAGGAGGAAGACCAGGAGGCCGAAGAGGGAGGGUUAGGACUAGGCCUGGUCCACGAGGAGAAUCGAGUCUUCCCUCCUGGGGCCUCGGGCCCGUGGGCCCCCAGCAUCGACACGGCUCCAAUACUUCCUGAGGUCUUCCCCAUGCUGAGGCCCCUGAAGGAGCCAAAGGAGCCGCUGGGAGAGGCCGGUGGGCCAUGGUGCCCCCUGAGCAAUCCGGGAGAGUUCCCCUCCCAAGUCCAGAUGUCUCAGGAUGGCACCACCAUCUCAGUCCUCCCGCCCUCUGCCCUGCCAGGCCAACCCACCCUCCCGCCUCCCGGGCUGUACGAGUACAGGCCCGAGCCUCCCUCAGAGCUCCCGUUCAUCAGUACGGCGGUGCAGUGGCAGCUGGAGCAGCACGUCACCCGCCUACGGGCGCGGCAAAAGUGGGGUCUCCCCCGUCGGGUCCAGGAGUCCUUUAACCUCUAUCUCCAGGCCCAGGCCAGAGCCUCUCAGCAUCUCAAGGACCCCCACCCGGCCGAGGAACGGUCCGGAACCAGGGCCGAGGGGACCUCGCCCCAGGAAGAAGUUCCCCUGACGGUGCUCCGAGUCGAAGCCGCCCUGGAGUAUCGUGGGCUCCAGUGGCAGCAAGAGAAGCAGUGGAAAGGCGUGACCAAGAGGUCGACGGUCAAGUGGGUCAAGUCGGAACACUGGGAGAUCUCCCGAGGAAAGGCGGAGAAGGGGGAGACUCUGCUGCCCCUGAAACCCAGUGAGAUUUGGGAAAGAUGUGGGCAUUCUGUCACCGACCUGGAGGAUCCCAUCGCUGUCCUGGAGGGCAACCUCCGCCAUAAAUACCUAGCGUUUCUCCUGGGCCUGCCCGUCCCCUUCCCCUUCAGGGCGUAUAGGCCUGCCCCAUAGCUGGCAAAAUACCUGCUUUCUGAAGGGCGUUUGGCCCCUUCCCUCAGCCGACUGGACUCAGUAUGGAUGUUGGGACCCAGAACACCACACCGGGCUUCUGCUCGGCUCAAAGAAAAAUAAAAUAUCUCAAUAAAGUUAGA
Molecule: messenger RNA, 1996 nt
Organism: Tachyglossus aculeatus (Australian echidna)
Lineage: Eukaryota; Metazoa; Chordata; Mammalia; Monotremata; Tachyglossidae
Exons: 4
Coding region: 6-1856 (616 amino acids)
Source: RefSeq, a predicted model, not a curated record